CCCUGCUCAAAAGAUAAGGUCUGUCUCCCACUCUCUCUCUCUCUCUCGCCAUGCUUUCUCUCACCCCACCCAAACCUCUCUCUCUCUUCUCCAACCACCACCAUCCUUCCCCUUUCCUUAACCUCCACUCCCUCGUCCUUAACCUACACCACCUCCGUCCUAAACCCCACACCCUCCUCAAACCAAUCUCAGCCGCCCAAUUCCCAACCCCACCCACCCCAUCACCGUCCGAUCAACUCUACCAGCCCUUCCGACCCCCUCCCUCCCCCAAAUCCCCAUCUCUCACCCCAGACACCAUCCUCGACAUCCUCAGCAACCGCCUCGGCCUCUGGCACCAGUACGCCCCUCACAUCUCCACCCUCCAACGCCAAUUCGCCUUCUCUCCACCCACCAUCGAGGAGGUCACCGGCAUCAGUGGCGUCGAGCAGAACCGCUUGAUCGUCGGGGCCCAGGUACGCGACUCCCUCAUCUCCUCCCAACUAGAUGAAGAAACCCUCUCCUUCUUCGACAUCGGCGGCGCCGAGAUCCUCUACGAGCUGAGGCUGCUCUCUGCCUCGCAGCGCGCGGCCGCGGCCCGCCACGUGGCGGCCCACCGGCUCGACCCCGAGGCGACGGAGGAGCUCGCCCGGGCGAUGAAGGAUUUCCCGCGCCGGCGCGGCGACCCCGGGUGGGAGUGCUUCUCGCCGGUCCCUGGCGACUGCCUGGCGUUCAUGUACUUCCGGCAGAGCAAGGAGCACCAGACCAAGGCGGAGCGGACGGCUUCUCUGCAGCAGGCCAUGGAGGUUGCGGAGACAGAGAGGGCGAAAUUGAGGGUUUCGGAGGAGUUGUGGAAGGGAGAGGGCGAUGGGGCAGUUGACGAGGACGCUGCACGGGCGGCGAGGGCACGGGUCCCGGUCGUGCGUAUGCAAACUGGGGAGGUUGCAGAGGCGACGUCGGUGGUGGUGAUGCCGGUCUGUGAGGCGGAGGAAGGUGAAUUGGGGGUGGUUGGUGCGCCGGAGUGUCGAACGGUGGGAGAAUUUAGGGUGGUGGUGGCUGAGAAGGGAUGGAGCAGAUGGGUGGUGUUGCCAGGGUGGGGCCCGGUGGCGGCGAUUGAGAAGGGAGGGGUGGUUAUAGGGUUUAAGGAUGGGAGGUUUUUGCCAUGGAAGGUGAAUAUGAAAGGGUAUAUGGAGGAGGAGAUUCUAGUGGUGGUGAACAGGGAGAAGAAGGAUGUGGCAGAGGAGGAAGGGUAUUAUCUGGUGGUGAACGCAGAGGAUGGUGGUUUGAAGGUGGAUGGAGGGGAUAGGUUGAAGAACAAAGGGGUGAAUGAGAGUUUGGGAAAUGUGGUUUUGGUGGUGAGGCCCCCCAAGGAGGAUGAUGAUCUCCAGUUGAUUGAUGAUGAUUGGGAGUGAGAGGUGUGAAGGAUCCCACUUCUUUUCUCCUUUAGAGGGGUUUUGGGGCUUUGAUAGGUUGGUACAUAUGUGGUAAUGUGGGUUUGAUUGGGUGGUCUGGAUCGAUGAUCCAAUGGUCCAUGAUGUGGAUGGCAUAUGUCCUGAAAAAUCUUCAAGAUCAGAGGAGAUAACUGUUUGAUCUGAUGCAUAGGAUCUUUUGAGCAGGUGAUUUUUGGGGUGGCCCUCAGUCCAUCGUGAGGCCUAUCAGAUCAACGGAUUGGAUUACUUGUUCAUGGCUCCACAUUAACAUGUUCUGGUGUAUCAAGGCUCUAUAAGUCCUCGUUGUUUUUGGGGCUAUAGUUUAUAUAUUGCAUAUAGGAUAAGAAGUUGGGAACUGAAAAGGGUUUCCGGAUGUGAGAGUUUAGAAUCAAAAUGAAAAUGGAAGAUGCAUCUGGUUUUGGGUUUAUCAUACAUACACCAUGCUGACGAAUAAUAGCAGUUUUGGAUGACAAUUUGAAUGAAAACAUGAUUUCUUCCAA
Messenger RNA from Magnolia sinica, 1906 nucleotides. RefSeq names its product rubisco accumulation factor 1.1, chloroplastic-like. Gene Ontology annotation, cellular component: chloroplast. The transcript has a single exon. The coding region runs from base 51 to 1388 and encodes 445 amino acids. NCBI's taxonomy places the organism in Eukaryota, Viridiplantae, Streptophyta, Magnoliopsida, Magnoliales, Magnoliaceae. The record is from RefSeq and is a predicted model, not a curated record.